AAUUAUUCUUUAUUGUGUUGACAUGGGGUGCAAAGUGGUUGCUGACGCUCGGGUUUUGGAUUGCUGAAAAGAAUCAACGGAAGAUUCGGGAGCAUUCUCAGGACUCGGUCGCAGCUUUAGCAGUUGAUUAUUCGGGCUGCGACAAUGAAGUCACAAACGGUCGAAGUUGUUUAUUGACGAACAGUGAUAAAAAUUGAAAAUUUCUAGUCAUGCACGAUUUGUGAAUACAACAUUCAAACAUGCACGAGCAUUCGACACACGGAACCCACCAUCCUUACGGACUCGUUUCACAAAUUUUGACUACGAUUUCGUUCUUGAUCGGUAUCACCGGAAACAUAGCCGCGUUGUGGAUCUUGUACAAAUCUGCCAGAACAAGAAACAGAAAACACGUACUCAUGCUGAGGUGGUUAUCGACAAAUGAUCUGGUGGCUGUUGUUGGAAUGCUAACCGCUAAUUAUUUGAAGAGGUACAGCGUCAUUCCCGAGUUUUGGUCUUGCGUUUCUUUUGUGGUGCUUCGUGCUUUCGGUUUAGGCUCGGGAUGUGUAGCAUUUAUUAUGGCAUUGGAACGAUGGCUAGCGCUUACCAGACCGUUUCUGUAUCACAAGGUGGUGACCUACGAAGUUGUAAAGCGUACUCUUUGUUGCUUAUGGUUCGGCGCUUUGUUCUUGACUUGCCUUCCCUUAUUUGGUUUUGGGCUCUAUUUUGAGAACGGAAAAUGCGCCAGAUUUAGAUACGCAUCCCUGGUGAAAGACAAAAUAUAUGCUUAUUUUUUCUUUUUUGUCGGAUCCACGUUAUGCAUAAGUAUAGCACUCUGUAAUAUAGCAGUGGUGUGCGAGUUGUCAAAGAUCAGAACGCAAAACCACAUACUGGUUAGAAGAAUAAGCAGAUCCCUGAUAGUAAAUAAUCGCACAGCUUCAUGUCCGAGACACCAUCAGACACCUGAAGAAGUCGCUUUUGCCAAACUCAUGGCUUAUAUUUGUGUCAUGUUUUUGGUAUGCUGGGGCCCCCAAGUCAUCACAGUACCGAUAGCGCAAUUCAGUGCCAUUCCGAAAUCGUCACCGAUCAAUAUUCUGGCAGAUAUCAUGUUAUCGGUGUAUUUCACGUUAGACCCCUACAUAUACGUCCUGCAAAGGUACUUUGAAAGAGGAACCUGCGGAUUGGGCUGUUGCUUUCUGCGGAGGCGAAGAUCCACGAGUAGUCUCCCUACGACUACAACCACAGGUGGGGGCACCCCCACCUCUGUGUUGAUUAACCCUCCCGCAUUUCCGGUUCCUAAUAACAAUCACAAUCACGUGUCGUAAAAUUUAUAAACGAAAAUGGCCAACAGCCAUUUUCAUUCGUUUCGCAUGUCCGCGUGCGGCUUUCUUCCGUCCAAAUUUGAAAUUUAAUUCGAAAAACUAAUGUAUCACUUGCAUGGCCCUUUUCAGCUUCCGUUUUCGAUACCACCAUUUUUGUAAAACUCUCCAAGCGUAUAACAGCGUGCGACCAAUGCUCAUAAGUUACAUUUUUUUAUUUCAGAAACCUUAGAUCUUAAAGAGUAUAGUUAAAUUGCAAACAACAUGGCAAUUUACUGAAGAUAAAGAGAAAAGAGGAGAUGGAAAACUAGACUUUACGCGCUACAAAAAAUAUGUGAGUGUAUUUCUGCUUACCACUUGGGAAGGAUAAAUUUAAUUAGCUGAAAUUUGUUUUCCGAAAAACGAAUUUCUUACGUUAAUCGCAUUGCCGCACUAACGUAGGAACUGUCCCCAAGUAGUAAGAAACGAUAAAUAUAAACUAAUAUAUAUUCCUAAACUCAACGAUUUAAAUAGGCAGCAAAAUGUUCAUUCCGUUUAAAUGUGUAUUGUAUAAGGAUAUUUCUUGACCUAAAUUUAAGGCGAUGGGUUUAUCACCCUUAUCAAGAUAAAGAGAAUUGUUGUUGCAUGCUUGUCGUGAAUUUAUCAUCGUUUAGAAAAUUUGUGGUUACAUUUGUAAAGGUUAACUAGACCGAUAUUCAAAUGGCUGAAAUUUUUAUUUUUGUAUGACUAUGCACGAUACGAAUUAUAAACGCUUAUCGACAAAAUUAAAAAACAUAUCCAAGUGGACGCUAAUGGGAAAACAUAAUCCAUCUGUCGCUUUUUUAUUAUUUAAUUUCGCGCUAUUUCUGUCUGAUCUCUUUUGCUAUAAUUAUCGCAGUCACGAUUAAAUCCAUCCUUUCGUCAUGCUUUAAUCAGUUUAUUUUGUAUAUAUACAUUUUGUAUUUUGUUUUCUAACGAUUUUUUACAACGUUUUGUCUAAGUAUUAUAUAGAAGUAUUCUAAUAUAAUUUAAGCAACAAUUGUAGGUUUAGUUUUGAAAAAAAUCGACGUAGGCUAACAAACCGAAUACCAAAAAUAAAAACUAAAACCACAUUGAUACAAUAGACUGAUCUAUUUUUGUGAUAAAAUAAAACACAUUCUAUGUAUUAAAAUAAUGUACCUUAAUAAUGAUA
Messenger RNA from Cylas formicarius (sweet potato weevil), 2466 nucleotides. Its product is annotated as cannabinoid receptor 1. The transcript is spliced from 5 exons. Gene Ontology annotation, molecular function: G protein-coupled receptor activity. NCBI's taxonomy places the organism in Eukaryota, Metazoa, Arthropoda, Insecta, Coleoptera, Brentidae. Gene Ontology annotation, cellular component: plasma membrane. Bases 240 to 1301 code for a protein of 353 amino acids. Gene Ontology annotation, biological process: adenylate cyclase-activating G protein-coupled receptor signaling pathway; positive regulation of cytosolic calcium ion concentration; inflammatory response. The record is from RefSeq and is a predicted model, not a curated record.